CUCUUCCUCCACUCUUCCUCCACUUGCAGGGCCAGAGCCUGCAUACCCGACAAGCUCUUCCCUCCUGUGCCUCUCUCCCACAGGUGCCUCUGGGCGGACCCCUGCAUGGACAGCCCCAGCAAUGCCACCAUGCCCUGCGGCUUUCUCCUUCAAGGCUUCUCCGAGUUCCCGCACCUGAGGCCCCUGCUCUUCCUUUUGCUGCUGGGGGUGCACCUGGCCACCCUAAGUGGGAACCUGCUCAUCCUGGUGGCCGUGGCCUCAAUGCCCAGCCGGCAGCCCAUGCUGCUCUUCCUGUGCCAACUGUCAGCCAUCGAGCUCUGCUACACCGUGGUAGUGGUGCCUCGCUCCUUGGCCGACCUGAGCACACCGGGCCACGGUAGGGGCAGCCCCAUCUCCUUCCUGGGCUGCGCCUUUCAGAUGCAGAUGUUUGUGGCUCUGGGAGGGGCCGAGUGCUUCCUGCUGGCUGCCAUGGCCUAUGACCGCUACGUGGCCAUUUGCCACCCGCUGCGCUAUGCCGCCGUCGUGACCCCAGGGCUGUGCGCGCGGCUGGCCCUGGCCUGCUGCCUCGGGGGACUGGCGGUGUCCGUGGGGCUCACGGUGGCAAUCUUCCACCUGCCUUUCUGCGGCUCUCGCCUGCUGGUGCACUUCUUCUGCGACAUCACGGCGCUGCUGCACCUGGCCUGCACCCGCAGCUAUGCCGACGAGCUGCCCCUGCUGGGCGCCUGCCUGGUGCUGCUGCUGCUGCCGUCGGUGCUCAUCCUGGCCUCCUACGGUGCCAUCGCCGCCGCCCUGCACCGCCUGCGCUGCCCCGGGGGCCGGGGCAAGGCCGCCUCCACCUGUGCCUCGCACCUGGCAGUCACCUUCCUGCACUACGGCUGCGCCACCUUCAUGUACGUGAGGCCCAGGGCCAGCUACUCCCCGCGGCUGGACCGCACACUGGCGCUGGUCUACACCAACGUCACGCCGCUGCUGUACCCGCUCAUCUACAGCCUGCGCAACCGCGAGAUCACCGCCGCCCUGAGCAGGGUGCUGGGGCGCCGGCGGCCAGGCCAAGCCCCAGAGGGGGAUCUGCGCGAGCUCUGAUGGCAAGCCGGGGCCAGGCAGAGGGGGCAGCUCCGCUCCGCAGUUUUCCCCAUCGUGAAGUGUCUGCAUGGGGAAAGCCACCAAGGGGACUCAAUGACGGCCUUCAGGAAAGGGAACUCAGAAAUGUCACAAGGACAGCCAUCCAGCGGUUGUCCCAUCCUCCACUCCUCCCUUGAAUGGCCAAGACACUGUGGUGUAGAGCCCUAGACCUACGUUUAUUGGCUCCCUAAAUGCUUCUUGAGUUUCUUCCCGUGUGUUGGAGCCCGUGCAAGCUGUGGAGCUGGCAGUAAUAAAGAAGGCACAGCUGGUGACCUCAUGACGCUCCUAGACCUAUAGGUGGGAAGGCCAGACGUGAGGAUUAAACCAGAGAUGGGUGGAGUGGCUCAUAAGACGGGUUACCCAUGCUAGACUUUUUGAGGGCUGAGGGGAGUCAGGGAAAGUGUUUUGGAGAGAAAGACAGCUAGACAGAGAACUGUAAGAUAAGUAAGGGUUAACCAGGUGAAGAGAACAAUGCAGAAUGCUCCAAGCAAAAGUGCUUCACAGGGGCUGGAGCAUGUUGGGAAGGACCUUGGAAACAGAUGGGGAGUCUGAAUUCAGGGAGGGGUGUGAUGGCCACCACCAUUGCAUGGUUACUCAGCCUGCAGGGUGGCACAUGGACCAAAGAUGUGAAGACCUGUUCAGGAAACUGUAGGUAUAGUCCGAGAGAGGGGGAGUGGAACCUGGACCAGGGUGUCAGCACAGGGGAUCAAGCCAUUUGGAAAGAGUCCAGAGAUGUGCUGGAAGUGGACACAGCAGAACCUUGAUUGGAAUGAAGGUGAGGAAGAAAGAGUAGUUAAGGAUCACUUCUCAUCUAGAUUAUUUGGUGGAUGUUGGUGCCAUUGAUGAGAAUACAGGAGCAGGAGCAAGUGGGCAGAAGGGGGUGGUAGAGGGUUCUGUUUUGAAUAUGUCCAGUUGAAAUGCUAAGACAAACCAGUGAAGAUGCUGCUUCAGAAGGCAGACACACCCAUCCAGAGAGAUUAAACAGAAGAGGAUAGAUUAGAAAUUAUAGUUGGCUGCUGAGACCAUGAAGGUGGGCAAUAUCACCCAGGAAAUUUUAUGCAGAAACAAGAAAAGAGGUUCCAGCCAGAGCCCAGAGGAAGGCUAGCAGAAAAGGGAGUGGAGGAAAGGAGCCUCCAGGAGGCUCGAGAGCUGCUGAGGUCCAUGGCCUUGGGCCCUUCCUUCAUCUCUCCAGCCUCAGUGGCCUCAACUAUAAAAUAAGGGCAAGACUCUAUGAUCUGUAAGGUUCCUUCCUGCUCUCUGAUCCCUUAAGAUGGAGCAUACAAGGAUACAUGUGGAUCACUAAAAAGGGUACAAGAGGAAAUAACUGUCAAUCUAGUGCCAGGCACGGUGGCUCACGCCUGUAAUCCCAGCACUUUGGGAG
This is a messenger RNA of Sapajus apella (tufted capuchin), 2503 nucleotides long. Its product is annotated as olfactory receptor 10AC1. Gene Ontology annotation, biological process: G protein-coupled receptor signaling pathway. Gene Ontology annotation, cellular component: membrane. Bases 106 to 1083 code for a protein of 325 amino acids. NCBI's taxonomy places the organism in Eukaryota, Metazoa, Chordata, Mammalia, Primates, Cebidae. The record is from RefSeq and is a predicted model, not a curated record. Gene Ontology annotation, molecular function: olfactory receptor activity; G protein-coupled receptor activity. The transcript has a single exon.